AUGCCAGCCGAAUAUUACGAUGAAGAUGGAUUCCGGUUGACGUUUGAUAAUGAAACGGCGGACGAGGAGAAGCAGUUUUACAUGCGCGUUUUCCCGAACGUAAGCAAGAUCGCGGACCGCAAGGUACACUGCACUACAUGCGAUGCGCACAUCGGUACGGCACCGGUAACGGAAGCGAUCAUUCGGAUGCAUCCGGUGCUGCGAUUAACACACUGCAGAAGCUGUCAUGCCUUCUACAACAGCGGCGAGUUCGAUAAGGGCGAAGAUGGCAGCGAACUUUAUUGCCGCUGGUGCGGUCAAGGCGGUGAAGUUUACUGCUGCUCUCGGUGUCCGUACGUUUUCUGCAAGAAAUGCAUCACGCGAAAUCUUUCCAAGGAAUGUGUGCGGGAUAUAGUGGAGAACGAAAACUGGCACUGCUUCAGUUGUGCUCCAAACAUUUUGUGGCAACUUCGUGCCCAGCACUGGGCGUUGGAGAACUAUAUCGAAAAACAAAAGAAGGAGAUCAAAAACCAGCAACUAUCUGGAAGCACUAUUAGCGCACUGAUGAAACAGGAUCGUACGUACUGCUGUCAGAGCAAAGGUGUAGCCCGUUUGAAAGGAAGCAGCCCAGCUGUAGCUUCGGUUCCCAAGAAAGCACCCAAACGCACGUACAGCGAAUCGGGAACAAAAAGGAAACCUUCACAAGAUAACACAGCAUCAUUUUCGAGCGACUCAAGUGGUUUGGGGCCUCAGUUAACGCACUCUAUUCUGGGGGAUUUAAGCUUGGAUAUCACUCCGGUAGCGUCAUCAUCAAUUGCCACUGCGUCAGGUUCGUCGUCUGUAACGAAACCAACUUCGUCAGGAAAGAUAUCUGCAGGCAGUGCGCAAAAAAAACAGCCGAAAGCGCUUACGUUUGACAACAAAUCACCCGCAACGUCCACACCACCUGCAAAGAAAAAGCGUGUAGGAAAUAACGAAGUAGUUUGCACGCCCGACAUAUUGAGCAUGUUAUCUGAUGAAAAUCCUGCGAGUGAAAAACCCGUGUCCAGGCCGCAAGUUGUUUCCGUCGGCACUAAAGCACUAUUUCCUGUUGCUGCCAAACCUGGCGGGUUCGGCAACCCUCCCGUUCCUGCUAUAGUACCGCUGUCGAUAGGAAAUGUUGCAUCGGGUACUCCUACUAAGACGAAUAUUCCGAAGCAAAAAGUUAUCUUGCACCAGUCCAUGCCUCGUAAUUUGGCGGUUAGUGUACCAGCAAAGCGCGUCGGUCUGACGUCAAUGAGCGGACAGACGGAUUCCGCUUUAAAACAAGAGUCAGUAACGCAUACCGUACGUGUGCCGUCUUCAACAGUACAAAGACAGUCAAAUGCAGGCUCACCGUUAUUAGCUAUGUUCGAAGGUUUCAAAAUUGAUCUGCACACUGCCAGCCAGCAGGGUACGUAUCGAUUACCGAAUGGUAAGGUAAUAUCCGUGCGUCGGCAAUUGUUGGAUAAUACGGCUGCAACGGACACGCCUGCCAAACAGUCGCAACCUAGUGUCGCGAACGCUUCAAUACCGAUGCCGCCUGCGGGUCUUGUCCCAAUCCCAACGGCACGUUUGCUACUAAACAAUAAUACACAGGUGCAGCAGGCAGCUGGUCCGGCGAUCAUUCGUAAUGGUCAGGAUCAACAGUUGAGGCGUAUGCAACAACAGCAAUUGCAAAAGCAGCAACAUUUGCUGCAGCAACAACAGCGCUUUCAGCAGCAACAACAACAUUUGCAACAACAACAGCACUUGCAGCAACAAAUAAACAUGCAGAAUCAAUAUACACAACAGUUGCAGCGAAUCCAGCAACAACAGCGAAUGUCACCGGGUCAGCGUGGACCACAAUUAACGCCUACGCGAAUGCAGCAGUCUCUGCAUCAGCGUCCACCGUUGCAUACUCUGCAACCAGGACCUGGUAUUGCCAGGCAAUCGGCUAAUUCCGCACCGAAUGCAACAGUAGUGCAAGGUACUCCAGAUUCUACUCAGUCAGAUUGGGAUAAUUUGCAUCCGUAUUCGAUAGUGCAUGUCCUGAGUGGACUAGUAAAUGGACCGCACGAGAACACUCCGCUCGGUAACUCCCGGAAGGACUUUGAAAAGGCUAUGUUGGCGGGGGCAGAGAUUUGUAAACACAUUCUUGCCAAGAUCGCUACGCUGGUUAAUUCCAAAGCGUACAGCAAUGUGCGCAAUCUCCACGAUUUGAAGGAAUUGUUUAUUCAUCUGUCCUACCUCGUGACGUACGGUAUUGGACGCUUCAAGACGCUUCAUGACCGUUGUGUGAAUGACGUUAAGAAAAUGGGCUUCACACAGGAUUCCGACUUUGUAAUGGUUGGCGAUAGGAUGGUGAAUUGCACUAAGGAAGCAGACAGCCAAAGCGAGAAUGAAGAAGAUGAUGAUUGCGAAAUUAUCGAGCAGCCUCAAACGGUUAUUGAAGUCGAUUCGGACGAUGAAGUACCAUCAAGUAAGGAGGGUACGGUAGAACAAGCAAAACAACCUGUUGCCAGUGACAUCAAGGAGAAGUCUGUCCCAGAAGAACGCAACACAUCCAUGUCGCUUACAGUGGGAGAUAUCAAGGUAACGUGGAAUGUGGUCGGCGUUGUUGACAAACCUUCAGAAUCACAGAAUACUGCUGUCGCAACUUCGAGUGUGACAACCACCGAUAAAGAAUCGGACGGGUGUCAGGGAGCCAGUAAGGUAUCGACAGAGCUUGUUGAAAGUACCACAGCGACAAAAGAUCAAGUUGGCAGUGUAUCGAGUAUGGAGCAGAAAAAUCCUACUGAUGGUGAUGCUGCCUCCACCGAUGCAUCCACAGAACGUAGCGAACUUUCCCGGAAUGAUGAUCAAGAUCAGCAAAGCAAAUCAUCUGCGUCUGAAAACAACGAAGUUCAGAACAGUGGGGAAGAUAAGGAUGAGCAGGUGGAACUAAUUGAAAUAUCGGAUAAAGAAGUAUCAGAACUGUUGGACAUUCAUAUGACCAACGAAGAAGCAACGUUGAAGGAAAAUUCAAGCGAACCAAAAGAAACCGUUGGAUCGAUGGAAGUAAUAGAUUUGGACGACGAUGUUCCUCAUUUGGAAAAUCAAAAUGGUUCAAAAAAAUUUGAGCAAGAAAGUGGCGUCGAUAAAAUCGUUACAGCCAACAAAUGUGAUGUAGUAAAAACAACCGACGAAAAGGAUGAUAAAAAUGAUGGUACCAGCAAACUUUCGGAUGAUACGAAUGAAAGUUCUGCCGUACAAAAGGAACGACUAUCAGCUACGGUAGAGAAAUCACAGCAAAAAGACGUGGAUAAUGUAACUGGGACAGAUCGUGGACAAGGUAUGAUCAAUGACACUACGCUGCUCGAUGAGUUGGAUCGCUCGUCCAAGGGAAGCAGCAGUGAAAUUCUUAAUUUAAUGGAUGCGGCUGAUGAUAGCUACCAUAGCGAUAGUUCCGAUUUGGAAUAUAGCUCCGAAUACGUCAUGCAGCAUACAGAAAAACAAUUGGGUGCAACACUUGAUCGCUGUGAAGUAUCAUCGAAAGAGAAAGCAAUUGUGGAAGAAAAGUGUAAAGAAAAAGCUGCUGUUCCGGUGGAUAGCACCGGAACUGCAGUUGAAGAUAAAGUUUCAAAGGAGCAGAAGAAUGAACUGUCCCAUGGUUCAAAAGAGCAGAAUGUGAAUGAACCAAUAGAAGCUAUAGAUCUUUUGGAUAGCAGUGAAGAAAGUGAAAUUAGCAAGUCAACCGCCUUGCGAGACAUUGAUGUACCAGAAGAAGGUACACCUGAUUCAGAAAUACUUGAGGAAUCAUCUGCUGGAACAAAAGAAAGUACAGUAAAUUUAGAAAACGAUAAGGAGGAAUCGUCUGUUGUAGAGGAUCAGACCGUAGAUCCAGUCGAGAAACAGUCGGCCAAACCGCAAACAUCAACUGACGAUGAUAUUGAAGCGCAGGAUAAAAAUUCCACAGACGACGUACCUACGGUAGAUGAAACGGAAAAGAAGGCAAUAGUGAAGGAUGGAUCGGAAGACAAGGUGAAUGAUGAGAUGGAUGGAAAAGAAAAAGAUUAUAAGGAAGGAAAGGAAAAGGAUGAGAAGGAAGAAAAAGAAAAAUAUGAGAAGGAAGGAAAGGAAAAAGAUAAGACGGAAGGAAAUGACCAAGAUCUAAUGGAGAAAAACGAGGAAAAAAAGAUGGAGCAAGAUGAGAACAAGAUGAGAGAGGAGAAAGAUGAGAUGAAAACCAUUAAUGAGUUCAAUGCAAACGAUUUUACAGACAAGGACAAACAUGCUCCCGAAAACACUACGAAAGAUGUUGAUGCAGCAAAUGUAGAAACUAGCAGCACAAAGAGGGCAAAUGAAUCCAGUAGCGAUGGAGUUACGAAUGAAAUUGCUGGAAAACCGAAUUCAACUGAUGUGGAUUGUGAGCACGAUGUUUCCAUAAGCAAAUCAAAGAAUGAUGAACACGAAAUAUCUCUAGAAAGCUCAAAUGACAAAAUUGAUCAGGAACCAAUGGAGGUAGACGCUGAUGUGCAGUCAUCAUCGGUUGAUGUUGCCAUCGUGGAGCAGGAAGAUGAACAGCCCAUGGAAAUCGCUGUUGAAGUAACUGGAGAUUUACAGAAAAUAGAACCGUCUUGCUCGGUUGAGAAGCAUUCUGAAGAGCUGGAGAUGGAGCAAGAUGCGCUAUUGGUUGAAGUAGCAAAAGAUGCAAAACACUUAGUGCCACUUUCAGAGAAAACUUACACUCCGCACACUCGCAAGGAUUGCACAAUAGUUGACGUCAUUGAAACGAAAAACCAGUGCUACCGUAGUACUGACGAAAAAGACAAAGAAACGCAACGAUCCACUGAGAAGCUACUGGUAGAUAGUGUAAAUGAGCAGUUAGUAAAAGAUGGAUCAAACGAGGAGGAAAAUGCUGUAAGCCAUACUACUGCGGAAACUGUUGAAAACCAGGGUAAUGAAGGGGUGCUCUGUAGUGAUCAGGAUAGGAUGGAACCGGUUGAGGAAGAAAAAAUGAAUGAAAGGAAUGAAAAGCAUUUUAACAAUUUAUCUGACACUGCUGAACAGGUGAAAGAUACGAAUAAGAGUACAGAAAAGGAGGAAAUUAAAGAUAUGCAUUUCACCAAUCCACCAGAUACUGCAACAAGGGCCUGCGAACAAGGGCAAGAUAAGGAGGCGUCUACCGCAAUGGAAGUAGAUUCGACAAAUAGUUAG
Molecule: messenger RNA, 5175 nt
Organism: Anopheles marshallii
Lineage: Eukaryota; Metazoa; Arthropoda; Insecta; Diptera; Culicidae
Gene: ADD1
Product: claspin
Exons: 5
Coding region: 1-5175 (1724 amino acids)
Source: RefSeq, a predicted model, not a curated record